Molecule: messenger RNA, 2930 nt
Organism: Saccostrea echinata
Lineage: Eukaryota; Metazoa; Mollusca; Bivalvia; Ostreida; Ostreidae
Exons: 20
Coding region: 227-2392 (721 amino acids)
Molecular function (GO): protein binding
Source: RefSeq, a predicted model, not a curated record
AGCUCAAAGUUUAAAAAGUUAACCUUAGUCAUUGAUUGACACAAUUCAAUUUUAAGAUACUUGACGUAACAUUAUGUUUCAAUGAAGAUUCAAAGGUGCAUAAUGUGCUGUCAUAAUAGAACAGACGAUCUUGUUGAACUUGAAAAUACCGAAGUACGAUACUGCUGGGUUACAUGUAAUUUUGAAUGAAUGUUAAAGUGGUCUGGUUGCUGAGGAAUAAAAGAGGAUGAAGUUCUAUGUGCAUGCAGAAGAUCCACCAUUCACCAUGGUUAUUAGAUGGAAUGAAAAUGACGACAAAUGUAUGCAGAAUCUUGUAGAUAUUUUCUGGAGCAAUUUCAAAUCAAAAUACCCAGAUGUGGAGGAAACAAUUGAUAAAUCAACAGUUGAAGUAUGGAAAGGGAGGAAGUCAUUAGACUUGACUAGCAAAGUUUUGGAAAAGGUGAAGAAUAUGGAUGACAUAUAUAUAAAGUGGAUGACAAAACCACAUGAGAAAGACAAGAGAGAACAAAAUGUAGAGAACUUGCCAUCAGAAACCGUUGAACCAUCAAGUAGGGAGAAUUCAAUAAAUGCAGAUAAUGUAUCUGAAAAGGACCACUCCUUAAAUAAAAUGGAUUCUUUGUACUCGGUGAAAGAUUUACUAGAAUUAGCUACCGCCUUGUCUUCCAAAGGCCGAAUUCAGCAUGCCAUUGUUUUAAACACUGAUAUCCUUAAGAAAGAACCUAACAAUCAAUCAGCUAUCAAUGGCAUUGCUGACUGCUAUCUGCAGGCUGGGAGACCCAAUAAAGCACUAUCAUAUUUAAAACAAGGACAGAAAGUAAAUGACACAACUUUCAGACUUGGACAAUGCUACGUUAAGCUGGGGGAGUUUGAUAAGGCUAUAGAAACAUUGAUGGGGUAUUGUAAGGAAUUGCGGAAUAGAGGGGGGACUUCAGCAGCUCAUAAACAGGAUGUCCAGGUAUGGCUUGCAAGAGGAUAUGUUGGGAAAGGGCAAACAGAUAUGGCUCUAGUAGUUUUACAGGGUGUAUUGAGGGAAAACCAGGAACACUUGGAUGCCUUGACAGAGUAUGCUCCCCUGAUUUUUCCUCUGGGUCCUAAACAAAAGGAGGAAGCCAUGACCAUCAUGCUGACAGUGCUAGUCAACAAACGAGAUGAUAAUUAUGUGAAAGAAAAAUUUGCCUAUUUAUGUCAACAAGAACAUGGAAUGCAGGUGUUAGAGAGCAUGUCAGGUCAAGCUUGGAGGGAUGUCCCAGCUGUUGUUUUUAUGGCAACUAGCCUCCGGGAUGUUGGAGCCAUUGAGCAUGCUGAAGCAUUAUUGAAGCAUGCUUAUAUGCUGCAGCCAGAAAAUCCACACACAUUGUUAACUUACGUUCAUACUCUAGAGCUGGUAGAAAAACAUACAGAAGCCGUCCAAGAAAUUGUUACCUUUAUAACUCGUUGGCCAGAUAAAGAAAUAGGGAACUUCAAGAUUGGAGCCCUUCUGCCAAUCAUGAAGCACUUCCACGGUGAUGUAUACCUUAAUGUUCCAGAAACAGAUUUGCCCAGUAAUUCAGUUUCCAUAGUAACUAAUUCUGAGCCUUAUCCUGAGGAUGUGAACUAUCUACUGGCAGUUAUUUUUACUCUGGUCAAGAUCCUGUUCAUCAAAGGAGCUUUAGCCUUCAUAAAACCCAUCACUAGUUUGAUAGAUCCACUAACAAAGGGACAUGAACUCCACAAAACAAACAUAAGAAAUGAAGCUGCUUACUUCUCCUGUAUUAACCAGUUGCAGGAAGUGAGAGUCAAGGUCAACCAUGUAGUUUCCCGAGAUCAUUAUGUAUACUUUAUAGGAGACAGCCAUUGUGUUCCACCAGCAUGGCAGCCCAUACAGUUCAAGGGAGAAGACAAGAUUAUCCACCCAAUCUUGUCCACUGGGACAAAAAUCUGGCAUCUACGAGAGGAGAGCACAUUUUAUCCUAAACACAACUUUAAUUCAGCAAUAAGCAAUAUUCCCGAUGGUGCAACUACAGUGUUUUGUUUUGGAGAGAUCGACUGCAGAGAAGCUCUACUGCUAUGUGUGGAAAAAGCCAAAUAUGACAGUUUGGAGGAAGGAAUGGACAGGGUGAUAGAAAUUUACAUUGAUCUGUUGACAAGGUUACAGAGUCUCCAUCACUGGGACGUUUAUGUACACCCGGUGUUACCAGUACUAGAUCUAACCAGGGAUGUUGUUAUGCAGUUUAACCAGAGAAUGAUGAAAAAAUUGUCCAAGACCAGUUUGAAAUGGCUAGAUUUUGUGGACAGUCUGCUGACUAAGGAAAAUGGAGACUUAAAGCUAAAGAAGCAGUAUGUGUUUGAUGGUACACAUGUCCAUCCUUGUUACCUGGAAGUUUUACAGAAAUCUCUACAGAAAUGGGUCUGACCUGUUUCCUGGAAGUUUUACAGAAAUCUCUACAGAGAAGGACCUGACCUGUUACCUGGCAGUACUAGGGAAAUCCUCUAUAGCAAUGGGUCUGACUUGAAGUUUUAAGAGAAAUGGUCUGACUUGCGUGGUGAGAUGGAAAAUCCUCAGAUCUGUUGAAGAAGGGAAUGAAGUCCCAUUGUAUCUUACCUGAUAUGUGAAAUCCUUGCAUGUUUAUUUAAUCAAUUUUAAAGUGUAAGGGACAUUUUAUUUAUAAACCUUUAACAAUAGGUUGUGCCAUAUACAUAUCCCUCUGAAGGAUUAGUACCAGUAUUUUAUCUAGCAAUCCUAAUUAAGGUCUUCCUAAUGUACUAGCUACAGUAUACAUGGAAAUUCAUAUAAAAUAGAUGCCAUGAUCUCUGUGCUAUCAUAUACAUGUUUUUUCCUAUUAUAUGUUUUGUAUCUUGCUAUUAAUUUUAUCUUGAGUUAGAAACUAUUUUUUAUCAUGUCAUAUCAUUGACUUUGUUUGAAUGAUAUACCUUUACUGUAAUACAUACAU